Molecule: messenger RNA, 806 nt
Organism: Hemibagrus wyckioides
Lineage: Eukaryota; Metazoa; Chordata; Actinopteri; Siluriformes; Bagridae
Product: probable inactive serine/threonine-protein kinase slob2
Exons: 3
Coding region: 1-678 (225 amino acids)
Source: RefSeq, a predicted model, not a curated record
AUGGACACGCCCCCACCCCUUCUGAUGCACUCACCAUCAAUCACCUUAGAAGCCACGCCCCCACAUCCAUCCAGAUCCAUUUUAGCGUCAGGAAACCUGAAGGAGACACAGAACUCGAACAGGACUGAGGGAGAAAACCAGAUACAGAGAUUUGUGUGGGCGGAGCUAAACAUUCACUCCACCUUCCCAGCGCAGGGCGUUCCAGUUUGCAGGUUCGGGCGUGGCUGUUUUUCCGCGUUCUCUGGUGCGCUCUGUGCUCCGUUUCCCAGAAGGUUCUGCCAGUGUUCUAAGAACUCGGAGGACACAUUCCGGCUCCGGUGCUCACGCUCCUCCUCGCUCCUCCUCCUCGCUCCUCCUCCUCCUCGCUCCUCCUCCUCCUCGCUCCUCCUCCUCAUUCUCGCUCCUCCUCCUCCUCGCUCCUCCGCCUCCUCGCUCCUCCUCGCUCCUCCUCCUCCUCGCUCCUCCUCCUCAUCCUCGCUCUGCCUCCUCCUCGCUCCUCCUCCUCCUCGCUCCUCCUCCUCGCUCCUCCUCCUCCUCGCUCCUCCUCCUCGCUCCUCCUCCUCGCUCCUCCUCCUCAUCCUCGCUCUGCCUCCUCCCUCCUCCUCACUCUGCCCAAUCAGUGCUCUGGAAAAAACAUCCGUUCUAUACAGAAAAAAUAAAAAGUGUUUUCUACUCUAGAGACUUCGUUUAUUUAUUUAUUUUUUUACUUGGUUCAGCUUCAGUGAUCUCACACACACACUCUCUCUCACACACACUCUCUCUCACACACACACUCUCUCUCACACACACUCUCUCACACACACACU